AUGUUACCGGUCUAAUAUGCAGUUUUCUCUUUCACUCUCAUUCGGUUGAAAUGGUACAAAGGUGAGGCACUUAAAAUACGUGUCUCAAAAUAUUUCAUCAGUUGGUUACUCAGCAAGCAACGAAACGACGAAUAUAUAAAUAAGGGAAAACUUUUCAACAGCUUUCUUAUACUUGGAGACACACAGUCAAGCGAAAUCCAAGGAAAGGGAAUCUAUUUUAAGAUCACAACUAAAAGACUUAGACGAAUCGAAUAACUUCGAAAGGUGACACACCACCAUGAGUCUUGUCUGGACUUUGAUUGCUGGCUUCCUUUAUGCCGAAAUAGCCGUGGUACUGCUAUUAGUCUUGCCCGUUGCCAGUCCGUAUAAAUGGAACCGUUUCUUCAAAUCCAAAUUUUUGGCCAUGCUGGCCCGGCAGGCUCACUUAUAUUUCUUCCUAAUAAUGGGAGUCUUGGUGCUCUUCCUGCUGGAUGCCAUUCGGGAAAUGCGUAAAUAUUCACACCACGACCACAGCAGCGAUGUACAUUUGAAUGUUGAAAUGCAACAUAGUAUGCGUUUGUUCCGUGCUCAGCGUAAUUUCUACAUAUCUGGAUUUGCAAUUUUCUUGGUCCUGGUUAUUCGUCGUUUGGUCACCCUGAUUUCGACACAGGCCAAUCUCUUGGCUCAAAGUGAAGCUUCAAUGAAACAGGCCGCCUCUGCUUCGGCAGCUGCCAAGUCAUUGAUGGCCGAGAAGAGUACCGAAAAAGCUAAAGAAGCAACCGAGGAUGCUACAUUGGGAGAGAUUACAAAAUUGAAAGAUCGCAUCCAUGAGCUUACUGCCGAAUUGAAUCGUGAAAAGAAGGACAAGGAAGCCCUGAAAUCUCAAGCCGAAAGUUUGAAUAAGGAAUAUGAUCGUCUCACCGAGGAAUAUAGCAAAUUGCAGAAGAAAAUCACCAUUAGUGGUGGUGCUGGCGGCAAGGGCGAUUCCAAAGAUGAUUAAAUAAACAACAUUGUAUUUAGCUUCGUUUUAAACUCUACUUGAAUACUAAUUGAAUGAAAAGGAAACAUCUAAGAUGUCAAGACUUUCUUCUUUAUCGCCCAGAAAUGAAAUAUGUGAAAGGAGAAUAACAAACGAUUGUGACUUAGCUAUAUAUAAGUUGCCGGCAAAGGAAGAAGGCAACGCUAAAAAUAAGUGUAUAUGUUAAUUAAAGGAUAUUAAAGAAUAUGCAUUACAUUUUGUCUUUUUCUUUUUU
Messenger RNA from Musca domestica (house fly), 1232 nucleotides. RefSeq names its product B-cell receptor-associated protein 31. The record is from RefSeq and is a predicted model, not a curated record. Gene Ontology annotation, cellular component: endoplasmic reticulum; endoplasmic reticulum membrane. The coding region runs from base 278 to 979 and encodes 233 amino acids. The transcript is spliced from 3 exons. Gene Ontology annotation, biological process: intracellular protein transport; endoplasmic reticulum to Golgi vesicle-mediated transport. Lineage: Eukaryota; Metazoa; Arthropoda; Insecta; Diptera; Muscidae.